Messenger RNA from Dictyostelium purpureum, 1044 nucleotides. RefSeq lists its product as uncharacterized. Gene Ontology annotation, cellular component: oligosaccharyltransferase complex. NCBI's taxonomy places the organism in Eukaryota, Evosea, Eumycetozoa, Dictyosteliales, Dictyosteliaceae. Bases 1 to 1044 code for a protein of 347 amino acids. The record is from RefSeq and is a predicted model, not a curated record. The transcript is spliced from 5 exons.
AUGAUGAUCAAAUUUAACAAAUCGUUAACUUUAUUAAUUAUUUUAAUUAUUGGUUUAGUUUGUUUAGUUUCACCAGCAUUCUCACAACAAAAACAAGCAGGUAGCACUACUACAACUAGAUCAGCUGAAGAUACUAAACUUUUAAAAGAAUUUAGAGAUUUAGCUGUUAAGGAAGGUGGUAUUAUUCAAUUAAAAACAUUAACUCAAACUAAAAAAUUCUUACAAGCAAAAAAUAGACCAUAUGAAGUUUUAGCAUUAUUUACAUCAUCCAAUCCAAAAUAUGGUUGCGCAGGUUGUCUCGUUUUAAAUUAUGGAGCAUCUUAUAUCCAAUAUUUAGAAUCACCACAAUUUUUAGAAAAACCAAUAUUUGUUGUUAUUUUAGAAGUCGAUUCAACUCUUGAAUUCUUCCAACAUGUCGGUUUUAAUACAAUCCCACAUUUAGUUUUCAUUCCAAGUGGUUCAAAACCAAUUCAAACCAAAGGUUUUACAUUCACUAAAGUCGACCAAGCAACACCAGCCCAAAUUUCAAAUUUCAUUUUAUCUCAUUCAAAGAUUAAUAUCGAACCAGUUAGAACUCUUUAUGAAAAAUAUUCACAACAAUUUUUCGGCACUAUUAUUUUUAUUGCUUCACUUAGAUUCAUAAUCACUGCAUACAAAAAGAGAAAUAACCCAAUGUUUUGGUAUUUCUUAACUAUUUUAUUAUUUUCAGCUGUUAUUAUGGGUAUCUUUUAUGAUUUCAUUCACAAACCAGCCCUUUAUGACUAUGACCACCGUAAUCAAAAAUAUAACUAUUUCUCAAGAGGUUCAAGAAGUCAAACUGUUUCAGAAGGUUUCAUUAUGGGCGUUUCAACUUUAGCAAUUACACUUGUAUUUAUAUAUAUCUCUGAUAUUUUACCAAAUUAUUCAAGAUUUGGAACCAAAGUUAAGAAUGUUCUCUUUUUCCUUGGUAUGGGUGCCAUUAUAUCAUUCCUUUAUUUCCAAUCAAUCGCUUUCUCAAUGAAAUAUUACAGACCAUUAUUCUUUAUUCCAUCAUUCGAAUUUUAA